AUGGCCUUGUUGCAAUGGAGAUGCUGGCACGGCGUCUUGCACACACUCUCGACUCUCGCUCUGUCUUUCUUAGCGGGCUAUGCCGAUGUCAUCACCUAUAUGCGCUAUGGAAGCUUUGCAGCAAGCAUGACGGGCAACGUCGUCUUUGCGGGCCGGGAGCUUGCCAAGGGCUCCUGGGACGUCUUCUUCUAUAUUUCGAUUAUGGCCUCCUGGGCUUUGGGCUCAUCGGCAUACACUGAAGUUGAAAGGAUGUGCCCUCAGAGAGGUGGCUCGUGGACGGCGGUCGCGAUAGCAGUGAUGUCCACUGCCGUCGAUGUCGGGUACAAUAUCAGCGCCUACCAUGGUGCUUCUUCUCGCUGGUGGAUUCUUGGGCUUAUGCCCGUCUUUGGCGUAGCGGAGGCUUUUGCGCUGCAGCACUUGAGUCUUCCAACGACUGGUGUGGCGAAACACCUGUUCAAUCUCUCAAGGCUCUGCGAGCUCUUUCGCAAGGAGACAGCCGACACCGUGCGAGAGGAUGUCAUGCUCAGUGGCGUCAUGAUCUGUGGGAUGAUUGGCGGCGCGGUGCUAGGAGAGCGGCUGGUUGCAACUUUUGGACUGCAAGUGCGAUGGUGUUUCAUGCCGGUGUCGCCGCUUGUUGCCCUUGCGGUCUGCAUGCACGAAUGGUUACAUUCCUGGAAGCAUGCUCGGACGCGGCACGAUUUGGAAGCCUCUGAAGAAGAUGAUAGCGAAGACAACGAGUGCUGA
Symbiodinium sp. CCMP2456 is the source of this 744-nucleotide messenger RNA. The record is from the annotation of a GenBank genome assembly. NCBI's taxonomy places the organism in Eukaryota, Dinophyceae, Suessiales, Symbiodiniaceae.